This is a messenger RNA of Solanum dulcamara, 2235 nucleotides long. RefSeq names its product potassium transporter 5-like. Gene Ontology annotation, molecular function: potassium ion transmembrane transporter activity. The record is from RefSeq and is a predicted model, not a curated record. Bases 1 to 2235 code for a protein of 744 amino acids. NCBI's taxonomy places the organism in Eukaryota, Viridiplantae, Streptophyta, Magnoliopsida, Solanales, Solanaceae. Gene Ontology annotation, biological process: potassium ion transmembrane transport. Gene Ontology annotation, cellular component: membrane. The transcript is spliced from 8 exons.
AUGGGGAGCAACAUUGGCGAAAACCAAGAUGACGUUCCUCAGGAACUACAACUCAAGGGAAAGAAGGCUUCUAGCCAGACGUUAAAACGACAUGACUCCUUGGAUGUCGAAGCCAGCAAGAUGCCCGAUGCCAAAAAGAUAGUGGGAUUGUCCGUGCUAUUGAAACUUGCAUUCCAGAGCAUAGGAGUGGUGUAUGGAGAUAUUGGAACGUCACCAUUGUACGUGUUUUCGUCCAUCUUUCUCCAAGGAAUAAAACACGAAGAUGAUAUACUUGGCGCUCUCUCUCUCAUCAUAUACACAAUCACCUUGAUCCCUGUUGUCAAGUAUGUCUUCAUCGUUCUCCAAGCUAACGACAACGGAGAUGGUGGUACGUUCGCUUUGUAUUCAUUGAUAUGCCGAUUUUCCAAGGUGGGAUUAAUUCCGAGUACUAUGGCAGAAGACAACGAUGUGUCGACUUAUAAACUUGAUAUGCCUGAUAGACGUACACGUCGGGCAUCAAGUCUUAAAUCAGCGCUAGAAAACAGCGAAUUCGCAAAGUUCUUUCUGCUAAUUGCAACAAUGCUUGGUACUUCCAUGGUUAUUGGUGAUGGUGUCCUCACGCCCUGUAUUUCAGUUUUGUCUGCUAUUGGAGGAGUCAAAGCAGCUGCUCCAGAAGUCAUGACUGAAUCCAGGAUUGUUUGGCUUGCAGUAGCCAUCUUGAUAUUUCUUUUCAUGUUUCAAAGAUUUGGAACUGAAAAAGUUGGUUACACAUUUGCACCUAUACUUUGUUUAUGGUUUGUAUUGAUUGCUGGUAUUGGAGUUUACAACUUCGCGCUCUAUGAUCUCACUAUUAUCCGAGCUCUUAAUCCUAUGUACAUCGUAUCCUAUUUUGAAAGGAAUGGAAAAGAGGCUUGGAUUUCCCUUGGUGGAGUUGUUAUGUGCAUAACAGGAGCUGAGGCACUAUUUGCAGAUGUUGGCCAUUUUAGCGUCCGAUCUAUUCAGAUAAGUAUGUGCUUUGUCACAUACCCGGCGCUCAUAUUAGCAUAUCUCGGUCAAGCUGCCUAUUUAAUGAAAAACGCUGAUGAUGUUGCUAAUACUUUCUACGCGUCCAUACCAAAGAGUAUAUAUUGGCCAAUGUUUGUCAUAGCAGUAUUAGCAGCCAUCAUAGCAAGUCAAGCCUUGAUUUCUGGGACAUUCGCUAUAAUCCAGCAAUCCCUGGCUUUAGGAUGCUUUCCUCGUGUUAAAAUCGUGCAUACAUCAACCAAGCAUCACGGACAAAUCUACAUUCCUGAAAUCAAUAACCUUCUCAUGAUCGCUUGUGUUCUUGUCACUAUUGGAUUCAAGACUACUGAAAAGCUUGGCAAUGCUUACGGAAUAGCGGUGGUGUUUGUGAUGUUCCUAACGUCGUGCUUCCUCGUACUAGUCAUGAUCUUGAUAUGGAAAACUCACAUUCUUCUUAUAAUCGCCUAUGUUCUAAUCAUUGGUUCGGUUGAGCUUGCAUACCUAAGCUCAGUCCUUUACAAGUUUGAACAAGGUGGUUACCUUCCCCUAGCUUUCGCUCUGUUCCUAAUGUUUGUCAUGUACGUAUGGAACUAUGUGUACAGGAAGAAAUAUCACAACGAGCUAGUAAACAUGAUCUCCCCCGAAAAAGUUAAAGAAACAAUGGAGGAGACAAGUUCACAUCGCCUUCCAGGGCUUGCCAUUUUCUACUCUGAACUAGUACACGGAAUCCCAUCAAUCUUCAAGCAUUAUGUUGAGAAUGUGCCUGCUUUACACUCUGUCCUCGUGUUCACUUCUGUCAAAUCACUUCCCAUAAGCAAAGUGCCACUAGAAGAAAGGUUCCUCUUCCGAAGGGUGAAACCAUAUGACCUCUACGUGUUCCGUUGUGUGGUACGUUAUGGAUACAAUGAUAUGCGCAAUGAGGAAGAGCCCAUUGAGAAUUUAUUGGUAGAGAGGCUAAAACACUUUAUCAGGGAAGAUUACAAGUUCUCAAUCGCAGCAAACGGAGACAAUCAAGGAGAGACUGCUUCCUUAAUUGAGAAGGACGUCGAUAUGCUUGAGAGAGCUUUUAAUAUGGGGGUGGUUCAUUUGGUAGGAGAACAAGACGUUGUCGCUAGCAAAGGGUCUAGUGUAACAAAAAGAAUGGUGAUCAAUUAUGCAUACAAUUUCCUCAAGAGGAACUUAAGGCAGAGUAACAAAGUAUUCGAUAUCCCAACGAAGCGCAUGUUGAAAGUUGGAAUGACAUGUGAGCUUUAG